Phytophthora nicotianae INRA-310 is the source of this 351-nucleotide messenger RNA. RefSeq lists its product as hypothetical. The annotation marks the transcript as partial. The record is from RefSeq and is a predicted model, not a curated record. NCBI's taxonomy places the organism in Eukaryota, Oomycota, Peronosporomycetes, Peronosporales, Peronosporaceae. The transcript has a single exon.
GUCACAUCAGCAGCGAAGUCCGUACACGACUCCAGAACCCCGACGGUGGCGACGAACACUCAGGUUGAGACGACCAACACGGCCCACGCUGACCACGAAUUCGUACGAUCUCUUCUUGAGGAUGACGACAACAGCGCAACCCAGGGCCAGGCCUUCGUGGAGCACAAAUUAAAGAAGACGCUGACGAAUCCAAAGAAAGCGAAGAAGCUGUACCAGUACUGGUAUAAGCAGGGAUACACUGCUGAGCAAGUUGCCAGCGACUUAGGUCAGACUGAGAACAGAGAGCUCGACCCGACAUACAAGAAAAUCUCUAGCGGUUAUGCAGCGUACAUCAAGGAGCAGUCUGCAUAG